Molecule: messenger RNA, 959 nt
Organism: Juglans microcarpa x Juglans regia
Lineage: Eukaryota; Viridiplantae; Streptophyta; Magnoliopsida; Fagales; Juglandaceae
Product: glycine-rich cell wall structural protein-like
Exons: 3
Coding region: 1-732 (243 amino acids)
Source: RefSeq, a predicted model, not a curated record
AUGGGUCGUGGCACUAGGAGAUCAGUGGCUCUGUUAUGCUUACUCUGUCUUCAUGUUCUUACAGUGAGUGUGAUUGCUAGGGAUGUAGUGAGUGUGGGUAAGAAUGAGAAAGAAAAGUUUCUAAACAUUGGGGAUGGAGGUGGAGGUGGAGGUGGAGGUGGUGGUGGUGGAUUUGGAGGUGGGUAUGGGGGAGGAGUUGGUGGUGGGUUUGGUGGUGGAGCUGGAGGUGGAGGUGGUGCUGGUGGUGGCUUUGGUAAAGGUGGUGGCAUUGGGGGUGGAAUAGGCAAGGGUGGUGGCUUUGGAGGUGGAGUUGGGGAGGUCAUGGCGGAGGGUUUGGAAAAGGGUGGUGGUAUUGGUGGUGGAAUAGGCAAGGGUGGUGGCUUUGGAGGUGGAGUUGGUGGUGGUCGCGGUGGAGGGUUUGGAAAAGGUGGGGGAGUUGGUGGUGGAAUAGGUAAGGGUGGUGGCAUUGGUGGUGGUCAUGGUUUUGGAAAAGGUGGGGGUAUUGGUGGCGGUGCUGGUGGUGGAUUUGGUGGUGGCAUUGGAGGUGGAUCUGGUGGUGGGAUUGGAGGGGGAUUUGGCAAAGGUGGAGGAAUAGGGGGAGGUUCAGGAGGUGGGUUUGGAGGUGGAUAUGGUGGAGGUGGUGGAUUUGGUGGAGGAGCAGGUGGAGGUGGUGGAUUUGGCGGUGGAGGCGGCUUUGGUGGAGGAGGCGGUGGUGGGAUUGGACGCCACUAAUUAAGCAUCAGAUUGUGCGGAUCUAUUAUUAAUAAGUAAUGAAUGUAAUAAUCAUUAGUGUCAUGGAUUUCUUACUUUGUUGAAGAGUUUAUAGUUAUGUUAGUUGCAUCUCUUGCCAGUGAAGACAAGUAUGCAUGCCUACUCAGCCUGUUGUAAGUUAUUUCUACUUAAAAUGUAAAAUAUAAAUUGAAAAAUAGCACAUCUCGCACAUUUUCAUUUUUAUAAUA